Messenger RNA from Colletotrichum spaethianum, 930 nucleotides. RefSeq names its product FAD-dependent monooxygenase ctvC. The coding region runs from base 1 to 930 and encodes 309 amino acids. Gene Ontology annotation, molecular function: FAD binding. The transcript is spliced from 3 exons. The record is from RefSeq and is a predicted model, not a curated record. NCBI's taxonomy places the organism in Eukaryota, Fungi, Ascomycota, Sordariomycetes, Glomerellales, Glomerellaceae.
AUGUCUCAACCCCCUUUCAAAGUAAUCAUUGUGGGGGGCUCCAUCACAGGCCUCACGCUUGCACACAGUCUGCACAAGAUAGGAGUGGACUUCAUCGUCCUCGAAAAGCGAGGCAGCGUCACCCCACAAGAGGGCGCAUCUGUAGGUAUCUUACCUAACGGAGCCCGCGUGCUCGAACAACUCGGUCUCUACGCCGUGAUCGAGCAAGUCACCGCGCCUCUGGGGGCUACUCACAUCCACUUCCCCGAUGCCGUAUCCGAGAUUGAGCAACAUAACGAAACAAAAUCAGCCGGCGUCCGUGUCCGCACGAUUAACGGAGAAGUGUACGAGGCUGACCUCGUUGUCGGUGCCGAUGGUGUGCACAGUCGAACCCGGAGCGAAAUGUGGCGUAUGGCCUGCCCGUCGGGAGAAACCGAAGACGUGAAGAGCGAGAAAGACAGUAAGCGCUGGUUCUUCAUUAUUCAUUUCCUGCAGGACGCGCGGAUGUCUGCCGAGUAUUCCUGUGUUUUUGGCAUUUCUCGUGGGGCAUCCGGACUUAAAGAAGGAGAACAAGUCAUGCGCAUCUAUGAUGGACGAACGCUAGUGGUGAUUCCAUCCAAGGACGAUGUCGUGUUCUGGUUCCUGGCUCGCAAGCUCGACCGCAAAUACAAGUACAGCGAGGCGCCUCGCUUUACCCUUGAGGACGCCGCCGCCGAAUGCUCAGAGUUGGCCGAUGCCCCACUUGGUGGUGGUGUCCACUUCCAGGACGUGUGGCGCAUGCGACAGACCUUCAACAUGGUUGUCCUGGAAGAGAACUUGUUGCAGACGUGGUCUUCUGGUCGGGUGUUGUGCAUUGGCGACAGCAUUCACAAGGUGAUCAUCCCUUUCCUCCCCUGUCUUGUCGAUGAAACUUCUAUCUCGCGUUCCUACAUACUAAUAACCAUGUUUUAG